AUGGCAUCCAUUCAUAAUUUGCAGUUGUCCAGAACGAAAAGAUAUUAUUCGUUUAGCGAUAAUGAAGAAAACAAAAUUUAUGAACAUUUUUUAUCACAAUCAAAUAAUGAUGAUGCUGAUUUAAAUGAAGUUACAAUUGAUCAGAUUGAACGAAAUUAUUCAACGAAUCAAUUACUAUUAUCCAGUGAAACCAAAUUUACUGAUAAUCAAAAAGAUGCUGUUGCUUGUACCGAAGGACCAUUUAGUACUUGUACAUCGUAUAUAUUUGAUUGUGAGCAUGUUAUUUUAAUUGGUGCUGGCAUUGGAAUAACGCCGUAUAUAAGCGCAUUGGAAAGUUUAAUUUAUCGAUUACGAGAGCAACAUUGUAAAUGUUUCCAUUGUGGUUCAACUAAUUAUAAACAAGGAAUAUUAGCAAGUCGAAAAUUGAUAAAAGUUGAUUUUAUUUGGGUUAAUCGUGAUAUUAGAAAUAUUUCAUGGUUUUAUAAUAUUCUCAAUGAUUUCGAACUCGAGCAAGAACCUUAUUUAAAUGCUACAACAAAUAUGCAUACACAAUUACAAACACCAACACAUGUUGGACGACCGCCAUGGAAAUUACUUUUUGCAAAAUUUAAAGUUGAACAUUCAUCAACAAAUAUAUUUUUUACUGGUAAUGAAACAAUGGGCGGUGAAAUAAAAAGCCAUUGUAACGAACACGGUUUUACAUUUCAACAUGAACCAUUUUUUUAA
Molecule: messenger RNA, 726 nt
Organism: Rotaria socialis
Lineage: Eukaryota; Metazoa; Rotifera; Eurotatoria; Philodinida; Philodinidae
Source: the annotation of a GenBank genome assembly